Messenger RNA from Perkinsus marinus ATCC 50983, 837 nucleotides. RefSeq lists its product as hypothetical. Lineage: Eukaryota; Perkinsozoa; Perkinsida; Perkinsidae. The transcript has 8 exons. The record is from RefSeq and is a predicted model, not a curated record. Bases 1 to 837 code for a protein of 278 amino acids.
AUGACGAAAUCCGACGACGAUGGAAGAGCAGUAAAACAGUUGCUUAAGGACCUGGUCCCAUCCCCGACCCUGUUGCUGACCUACCCCAUGUUCAUGGCCAAUGCUCGGCUCCUGGUCUAUAAGGAGCCUGAAUUGAUGGCAAUGCGGAAGGUCCAAAAGAUUCGGAUGCCUUUGGUGUUGCACAAGAUGAAGGAUAUCAAGCAUGUCUAUGGUGUGGGGGCGCUGUACAGGGGAGUUGAUGUCAAUAUUCUCCAUAGUUGCGCCAAGGUUAUUCUGAGGUAUCCUGUUGCGGGUCGUGAAGUCAGUCAGCAAAAGAAGACGGCGUACAGAUACGCGGUAGAGUUCAUUACCUAUCCGUUGUUGUUGGCAACAGCUCGUAUCGCUGUAUACGGCCAGGAUCCCAUCUUGGACUGUGGGUUACAGCAGUGCCUCAAGGAGACCGUUGAGUAUGACGGCGUUGGCGGCCUCUGGUCCGGUGUUAUCCCCUACAUAAUAUCCCUAUCAUAUGAAGAGUUUUCUCAAUGGGUUAUGUCCUGUCUGCAAUCGCGUCAUCCUCACCUAGACAAAACGGACGAACUAGUGAUGCGGGCCUGUCUCGUUGGGCAUGGUGCUGUUCUAACCACACCCUUCUUGAGCGUGUCCACUAUACUGAGAUGCCAGAGUGCCAACCCCAAUCUCCCUGAUCCACAGCCGUUAAUGGACAUCAUAUCCAAUUUACCGUGGAAAUCGACGAUGAUUCAGCUGUCGCUGAUCUCAGCUCUGUGUGCCCUCAACUAUGCUUUCCUUACUCGCGGUGCCUCUGGUACGUGGGGUGUUCUCGCCCCUGGUAAGAGAUGA